AUGUCUUCUUCGUUCCCCAAGGCCCUCGAGGAAGCCGAGAAAUUCUCAGAGCCUCGGUCUCAGGGCGAUGUUGAAUCAUCAUCUCUCACUUCGAAAACCAAGGGCGAAGAGACAGAUGUAUGCGACGAUACGUUUCGCGUAACGUUGGACCCAUCCGAGGAUCCAACUCAGUGGUCGGUGGUCUGGAGAUGGUUCCUCGCUUUUCUAGUUACCUUUGCUGGGUUCUGUUCAACGUUUGCGUCUUCUGCUGCAUCGUUUACGGAAGAUGGACUCGUGGAGGACUUGCAUACAAGCCACGAGGUGUCAAUUUUGAGCAUCAGUCUAUAUGUCUUGGGCAUGGGCCUUGGCCCUCUCCUCGUUGGGCCCUUAUCCGAAGUCUAUGGUCGGAACAUCAUUUACCAGGUGUCAUAUGUUCUAUUCUUUGCCUUUACUUGGCCGACUGCAUUUCCUCCUGAUAUGGCUACCUUCCUUGUCUUUCGGUUCAUCUCUGGCUUUUGCAGUUCUGCGUUCUUGAGUGUCGCAGGAGGCAGCGUUGGGGACCUAUUUGCUGGUGCUGAGGUUGCAAGCCCUAUGGCAAUGUAUGCUCUAGGGCCUUUCCUCGGACCCGCAAUGGGACCCAUGAUAUCGGCUAUUAUCUGUCAGCACAUAGACUGGCGCUGGACCUAUCGUCUUUUGCUAAUUAUGCAAUUCUCGAUAAUUAUCCUGCUGUUUACGGUCAUCCCAGAAACAUACGAACCAGCCUUGCUCAAGCGGAAGGCAGCACGAUUACGGAAAGAGACAGGUAAUAGCGAAUACUGGGCUCCCCUCGAUCGUCAGACAUGGUCAUUGUCUGAAAAAAUAUUGUCAAGCUGCUCUACACCAUUCAAGCUUUUGCUGUUUGACCACAUGGUUCUGCUACUAGAUACAUGGAGUGCUCUAAUCCUCGGGAUAUUAUACCUUACCUUUGAAGCAUACCCGAUCAUUUUUCAAGGCUUACAUGGAUUCAACAUGCAGGACACAGGCCUAUCGUUUUUGGGCAUAGCGAUUGGCUUGACAGCUGCUACAUUGACACAGCCGUUCUGGAACAGGUUUAUCCAGAAACAAGCAGCCAAAUAUGAUGGGAAGCCACCGCCAGAGGUGCAACUCAUCAGGGGCCAGGUCGGCGGUGUAAUUGCUCCUAUCGGGCUGUUCUGGCUGGCGUUCACGACAUAUCGGAGCGUCCCAUGGAUCGUGCCCAUUAUCGCAUCUGUGCUGUUCGGUUUUGGCUCGUACUACAUGUUCACGUCGACGUUCACCUACCUCGUCAUCGCAUACCGCCCAGUCGCUGCGUCCGCAUUAGCUAGCAACACCGCAUGGCGGUUGACGUUCGCUGCAAUCUUUCCGUUAUUCGCCAACCAGAUGUAUAACCGUCUGGGUACGGUCGGUGCGACGGCGCUCUUGGCGGGCUUGUUGACGCUGAUGAUGCCUCUUCCGUUCUUCAUCUACAGAAUGGGUGCACGCCUCCGGAAGAACUCGCCAUAUUCCGUUGCCUCAUGA
This is a messenger RNA of Fibroporia radiculosa, 1515 nucleotides long. RefSeq lists its product as uncharacterized. Gene Ontology annotation, molecular function: transmembrane transporter activity. NCBI's taxonomy places the organism in Eukaryota, Fungi, Basidiomycota, Agaricomycetes, Polyporales, Fibroporiaceae. The record is from RefSeq and is a predicted model, not a curated record. Bases 1 to 1515 code for a protein of 504 amino acids. Gene Ontology annotation, biological process: transmembrane transport. The transcript has 13 exons.